Kuraishia capsulata CBS 1993 is the source of this 1464-nucleotide messenger RNA. RefSeq lists its product as uncharacterized. Bases 1 to 1464 code for a protein of 487 amino acids. Gene Ontology annotation, cellular component: mitochondrial matrix; cytoplasm. Lineage: Eukaryota; Fungi; Ascomycota; Pichiomycetes; Pichiales; Pichiaceae. The transcript has a single exon. The record is from RefSeq and is a predicted model, not a curated record. Gene Ontology annotation, biological process: mitochondrial tRNA methylation; tRNA N1-guanine methylation.
AUGCUAUUUAGAGCCUUGAGACGGAAAAUUGAACAAAAAUUGGGAAGAAUCAGGAUGUCUACUGUAUCUAGUGAGAUACUGCCGCCCUCGAACCAGGGAAUGAAGGUUCUGGACCGUUCGUUGUUCCACACCAGGCUUCCUGUGGUGUGUGUGGUCUUCAAAGAGCCCAAAUAUAUUGGCCAGUUCGCCAAAAAUUUCAAGCAAGACAUCCUCAGGCUUCCUGGGCUGCCAUAUGCUAUUUCUUUGCCUGACCACAAAACGGAGCAGAAUAGAGACGGUAAGUCUGUCGUUCUAGAUCACAGGGUGAAGAGCACCGGCUGUGUGGAAAAAGAGCUAUCGGAAGCCUGUCUCCAGACGAUCAAAGAAUGGGAGGGAACAUUCGUGGACUAUUCUUUUGAUCUCGAUUACGAAUUUUGGAGGGCUGACCAGAUUUUGAGGUCGAUUCUGCCUGCCGACAGCAAGGAACAGAUACCCUCUGGAUUCUCCAAGACCGGGCAUUUGGCACACAUGAAUCUGAGGGAAGAGUUCAAACCUUAUGCCUCUAUAAUUGGACAGGUUAUCAUCGACAAAAACCCUUCAAUCAAGACAGUUGUUGACAAACUGGAUACCAUAGACACCACUUUUAGAACGUUCAAAAUGAAGGUCAUUGCUGGUGAGGACAACUUCAUGGUCGAGCAGCUGGAGAACAAGUGCAAGUUUCACUUUGACUUUAGCAAGGUAUAUUGGAAUUCAAGACUUUCUACAGAACAUGAGAGACUAGUGGGCAAUUUUGUGAGCAAGACUGAUGCCAUUUGCGAUGUAAUGGGUGGAGUUGGGCCCUUUGCCAUACCUGCUGCCAAGAAGCUGUGUGUGACCUUUGCCAAUGACCUGAACCCAGAGAGUUACAAGUAUCUUAAGGUGAAUAUUCAGGAGAACAAGGUGGAGGGCUUCGUCCAACCAUUCAACACUGACGGUAAAAAAUUCAUUUGGGAGGCCCCUAGACUGUUAUAUGAGUUCUCGAACAAAACCAAGGUGAUACACAGGACCGAGGUCAAAGUGUCCAAGACCAAAGAUUCCUCGAACAAAAAGCAUAAAAAGAGUGUUAUAACUGAAGAUGUUACUAUCCCAACGUUUUUCGCCCAUUAUAUCAUGAAUUUGCCGGAUUCCGCUAUCACAUUUCUGAGCGACUAUGUUGGUCUUUUCACCAAGGCCUUUCCAGACUUGACUCAGCAGCAGGUAGAAACGCUUCCUGGCUUCAGACUUCCAACAAUUCAUGUCUACCAUUUCGAGAAGUUUUCCCCAGAUGAACCAGAACCUUCCAAUGUGGAGCUUUGUCAUAGAAUGCACGCAAAAGUGGUGAAGUUGAUCGGCUUUGAGAUCGCAUUUGAGGAGCUCGAGUUCCACAAUGUGAGGGCUGUUUCGCCCACCAAGCCCAUGUAUUGUAUCAGUUUUAGGCUGCCUAGUGCCGUUGCAUUCAGGCGGUGA